Paracoccidioides brasiliensis Pb18 is the source of this 1521-nucleotide messenger RNA. RefSeq lists its product as uncharacterized. The record is from RefSeq and is a predicted model, not a curated record. Gene Ontology annotation, molecular function: manganese ion binding; metalloaminopeptidase activity. The transcript is spliced from 3 exons. Bases 1 to 1521 code for a protein of 506 amino acids.
AUGGGGACUUAUCCAGCUUUCUCCGGUUCACCUCAGCUCCCAGAGCAGCGGCUUCAUGGGACUACCAACCUAAACCCUGCUGGUGGAUACAGAAUUGAGCUGCAAAUCCAGGAUGCGACGUUUGACAAAUACCCUGCAAAACAACAUGCACAAAGAGUUGCGGCAAAGAUCAAGAAAGGAAAAGGGCUUAUUUUUCUGAUGGGCCAGAAGGCUGCUCUACUUGAGGACUCGGACCAGGAAACUCGAUUUCGACAGAGACGCUACUUCUUCUAUAUGUCUGGCGUCAAUGAAGCUGACUGCGACCUCACUUACGAUAUACAGUCGGACAAGUUGACUCUGUAUGUUCCUAACUUUGAUUUGGGUCGAGAGAUCUGGAUGGGCCCUACCCUUGGACCACAGGAUGCUUUAAAAAGAUAUGAUAUCGAUGAAGCCAAAUACCAAUCUUUCCUUCAGGGAGACAUCAAACAAUGGGCUAGCUGUUCAGGCCAUGGCUCCACAAUAUACACUCUCCACGACUCCCAAAAGCCGACUGGGGACUUCCCUAACGUGUUUAUGGAUAGCGAAACGCUCAAACCAGCAAUGGAUGCAUGUCGCGUCAUCAAGGAUGAGCAUGAGAUUGAGCAAAUGCGGCAUGCCAAUAGAGUUUCUACGGCUGCCCACAUAGCCGUUCUUCAAGGGAUAUGCAAAAUGACCAACGAGGCUCAGAUAGAAGGCUCCUUUCUGAAUACCUGCGUCUCGCUAGGAGCACAUAACCAAGCCUACGGGAUAAUUGCGGCGUCAGGCGCAAAUGCGGCGACUCUUCAUUACUCGAAGAACAAUGAGCCGCUCAAAGGGCGUCAGUUCGUCUGUCUCGACGCUGGCGCCGAGUGGAACUGUCACGCAAGCGAUGUGACCCGCACCUUCCCAUUGACUGCUCGAUGGCCGGGGACUGAAGCGGAACAAAUCUACGCUUUAGUGCAGAAUAUGCAGGAAAGUUGCAUUCUACGCAUCAAGGAAGGGGUUCGAUACCUGGAUCUUCACCAUCUAGCGCACGACAUCCUCAUCCACGGCUUUCUUGCUAUUGGUAUUUUUAAGGCAGGCACAGCCGAUGAGAUUAAGAAGUCCGGUGCUUCCAGCCUUUUCUUCCCCCAUGGCCUUGGACAUCAUAUUGGCCUUGAAGUGCACGAUGUUUCUCCAGAUUCUAUAUUCGCGCAGGAUAACGAUGGAACGACUGACAGCUGGCUGUUUUCUUCGACAUACCUAUCACCCUGCACCGCAUCAUCGCCGACGUUGAAAUCGGGGAUGGUAGUUACCGUUGAACCAGGUAUUUACUUCUCACAGAUUGCUCUGGAUAAUGCGAAACCGGCGCAGCUCAAGCAUAUCGAUAUGGAUGUGGUGAAAAGAUAUAUGGCGGUUGGUGGUGUGCGGAUCGAGGAUGACAUUCUGGUUACGAAGGACGGUUUCGAAAACUUGACAUCGGCACCCAAAGGACAGGCCAUGUUGGACUACAUUCAACAGGGUAAUGGGUCAUGCGAUAUUUAG